AAGAGAGGAAAGAGAGAGAGAGAAACAUAAGAGUGCGCGCGCGAGAACCAGACAGUUAGCUCUACUUACUGCGAAUCACAUGUUAUGAAAGCGGAUCUGCUGGAUGUGGAUCAGUACGAAAAUGUGCAGUGAUCCUGUGCGCACAUUGGGAGAUUUGCCGAUCGCGCCACGAUAUGUGCUGUAUGGGAGUCUACUUUGUGUACCGCGCUCUGUGGCUCCGUGUGUGUAUACAUGAUGUGUGACGACAGGGGCCACCGUGAUUUAAGAACACACCAUCGAUUUUCCUUUGACACUCACGCCUUUUUUCCAAUGACGCAAACACAGCCAAUUUAACCAUCAUAUAUCUAGUUAUAUAUAUAUAUGCAAUCGGAUCCCGUAUGGAGGAUAAAAUUUAUAAGGUGACACAGCUUGACGGAUGCAUAGCCUUACCUAUUCUGCGCCGGCAACCGCUGCAGUCCAAUCCGGACGUACCGCGGCAUAUACGGAUAUUAAAGCCUGGCGCACCUUAAUUAGAUCAUUUUUACUUGCGCCCUUUGGAUCUACGUAAUUAUGCGCACAACCGGGAUACAGGUGCGUAAAGGAUUAGCUGAGACAGCAACAACAUUGGAGCACUUGCUUGACGUUCAACAACAAUGGCGACUCUCAUCAUGGCUUAAAGCGAAGCGUGUAAUUAGGGAUGGAUUCCAAUUCGCAUGCAAUAUAAUCGUAUACCUGAAACCGUUAUUCCAGUUUGAAUAAAACGGCAUUGAGGAUCUGUUUUACAUGUUUAUGGCAGUAAUCAGUAUGCAACAUCUAGUUAUGUAGAGAUAUCGACAUCAUUCAACAUGCUGCAUGAAGACGUCAUGGUCAGGAAAGUUUGGCGCGAAUGUUCAGAAUGAAGUUUUUGGGUGGAUUUUUCAGCUCGCUGAUUCGAGCAGUAUCUGGAAUUCGGGAAGCAACCGUCACUGUGCUCGGGCGUAUAGUGAAAUAAAUAUGCCUAUCUGAAAUUCAAAAACUUACAAUCAUGAGUCUGUAAAACCGCAUCCGCUGAAUUAAUGUCUUCAGUUUCGACGGUUCUAGGUACAACGCAACACCCUAUAUAGCUAGCUACCUGCCCAGAAUAUAACCUGAAAGUCUGAAACAUAACUUGUUGUUCUUAGUAAUAAUCGAAAGCAACUGCGCGUUAGUUUCGAUGUUGUAACAGCAAUAUUAUCUUUCGCGAUCUUCAAAAAUCAAGCACUAUAUUCCUAACAAUAGUGCGCUACUGCGCUUAAUAGCACAUUGUUGCUACGGUAAACAAAGGCAGUUACCGUUACUGUAAUUAUUGUUGAAGCAGUGGACUUUAUAAGGACUAGGCUGUAUAUUUAUGCAACAACAACAACUGCGCGUUUUACACUGCUGGUAUACUUAACUAAUAAUUGCUGUGGCUUUUAUUUUAAAAAGGCUUGCGCAUAUUCUUUUUAAAGAAAUUACCGAAGGGAAAAGGUCACUGUCAACUAAGUACUGUGCUUGUAUUCUAAUUACCUUAACUUGCAGCUAGUGAUUGCGCUUUUCAGUACUAUAGCAUUUUAGUAAUAAAAUAUGUUUUUUAGUUGUAAGUAGGCUCAAGACAUAUCAUAUGCAACACUUCUGCUGUAGGCUGUGUAUGCAAGCAUCUAUUAAACAAAAAAAGGUUUUCCGUGGUGUCGGCGGGAGUACUUCCCGUGUACUUUACAUUUUAACAGAAAUAAAUUUUCUGUUAAAAUUUUCUGUCUCUUUCUGACACUUUCUGAAAUUUUUUGUCUCUUUCUGUUAAACUGAGAAGUACACGGGAAGUGCUCCCUCCGUCACCGCAGAAAACCUUCUUUGUUAAACUGAGAAAGUACGCGGGAAGUGCUCCCUCCGUCACCGCAGAAAACCUUUUUUGUUUGAAAAAUGCUUGCACAUAGGUAGUCUACAGAAAAACAGAACUGUAUUGUAUACGGUACGUCUUGCGCCUACUUUACAAUUCACUAAGCAAGGAUUUCAGAGCCAAGAUUUUAUGAGUACGUAGAAUUAAAAAUUAAUUAGAACCAUUACUACGUACACGCACUAAUAAAGGUGCACUUAUAGUACUCACUUUAAUUUUCACAAAUCUCUUACAGUACAGUAACUAGCAACCAGUGUGUAUGUGUAUCUGAUUUUGAGAAGAACUUUUUCCUGAAACUGAAACUGAAUUCGAAAUCUGAAUGGGGUCGCAAAAAAAUGAUCGAGAUGAGACAGCGCAAAAUGUUUUGUCGGAUGUUACUCCUCUUCCGUCUGGUGAAAAUUCUGGAAUCGAAGAACUUCGCCACGAAAGGCCAGAUGUCAAUCAAAUACCAUCUGAAAAAAAUGUCGGCAUGCGAAGCAGCAGCGUUACGAUUAUCAGUCACCGGCACAGUGGUCCCGCGGGGAGCAUAAUGCGAAACGAAGGAAGCAUUAUGGGUGCCGGCAUCCGAAGGUCAUCCAGGGCCCGCAAUAGUUUCAUCAAUCCUGCUCGGGAUUCCCUGACGACCAUACGACAGCGAUCACGACGAAACUCCCUCGGACCAGCUCACGCUCAAAGCUCAUCCGCACGCGCGCCUGAAGAAGACUUUUCUGUGUUUUUUACUGCAAGCAACACAAGUUGUAAGCUGCCCAACAUGAAUGAUCACAGUGUCCAGAAUACGUGGUCAAGGUCUUGGCGAAGCAACUCCUUCUUCAACGGAAGUUUUAGGCACAUUACAUACACAGCAUUACCGUUGCUAAAUCCAGCUUAAGAGAGAAAAUAACCGGCUACAGUUUAAUAUAUUCCAAUGUUGCCGCUUGUAUGUUUGAGUGUUCCUGUAUAUAUAUACCUGCAGGCACAUUCGACAAAAAUCGAAGAAAUUUUUCAAAAUCUGGAUAAUCCAAGUAGCAGUUUUUUGGAGGAUACGCGAAUCGUCUUGUUUCUUAGCGAUGUCCCAGCCAGAAUUGUUAACACUUUCGUUCUGUUGCCUGUUGACACCGCACCUACUGCUACCGUAUAUUCGUCCGGUGAUGUUGCCGCUGUAGCAAAGGAUUUCGUGGAGAAGAUGGUUCAUUUCAGCUUGCUUCUCUCCACACUGUACACACUGGAAGAAGACGAGCAGGUAAAGAAUGUGUCAUGGAGUCUUGAAAAGGCUAUUCUCAAUCCAGAAUUGAUUGACAUUCUGAUCCGUUCGGAGUUGACGUUCCCGGUUUCCGCCUUCCUUCAGUUUUAUCACGGGCCGUUGCAUCUACCGCGAUUAGGCGACGAAUUUGAAUGGGCAUAUCCGCCGGGCUCUACAAAGAAUUAAAGGCGAACUCCACCAACUCCAUAACUAUCUAAUUGUAAUUUGUAAAUUUAAUUUUAUUUAGUUUAGUUACUUUAGUAUUAUUAAUAUUAAGAUCCUCUACGGCUUUUUAAAGCCUACACAAGCCCAAUAAGGUUUUGUUCGGGUCGGUACGCGCGCACAAGCCGUACCAAGCCCGUGACCCGAACCGGUGACACCCGCUGCAAUCCAGGUGUGGUUCAUUGUUCGAUUGACUGGACUCGGUAAAAUUUCAAAACUUCAGUUUAAGCGCGUGAUUGUUAGCGUUUGCACUGUUUGUUGACACUAAUUAGGUAGAUUGGCACGUCGAAGGUUUACAGUGGGAAACGGUAAAUUCUAGCAAACGGUUCUUCCUCCAGUUUUGGUGUACAUUUAAUUUAGACCUACACUGACAUUGUUCUGAGCGAUCCA
Molecule: messenger RNA, 3698 nt
Organism: Paramacrobiotus metropolitanus
Lineage: Eukaryota; Metazoa; Tardigrada; Eutardigrada; Parachela; Macrobiotidae
Exons: 7
Coding region: 2772-3272 (166 amino acids)
Source: RefSeq, a predicted model, not a curated record